CGUGGCGGUCUGAGUCAAUGUUCCGGCAGAUACGUGCGAGCCAACAAUAAAUAUAUGUCUACGUACGACCCAUCGAAACCAUCGUCGUAUCUAAUGUACUACGAUGUAAACAAUCUGUACGGCUGGGCAAUGUGUCAGCCAUUACCCUAUGCAGAUUUUCGAUGGGUCAGCGACAUAACAAAUUUUAAUGUUAUGGAUAUUGCGUUGGAUUCGCCGAUAGGCUAUAUUCUCGAGGUUGAUCUAGAGUAUCCACAGCAUUUACACGACGCGCACGUCGACUUUUGUCCAACGCGUGAUAAGCCACCUUGUAAGAGGCAAGAAAAGCUCCUCGCGACUUUGCACAAUAAGAAGCGAUACGUCAUACAUUAUCGCAAUUUGCAGCAGUGUACUCGUCACGGCCUCCGUAUCACAAAAAUUUAUCACAUAUUGCAAUUUGCUCAAUCUCCAUGGCUUCGCGAUUAUAUUGAAUUAAAUACACAAUUUAGAACACAAGCUAACAACGAAUUUGAAAAGAAUUUAUACAAAUUAAUGAAUAAUGCA
Wasmannia auropunctata (little fire ant) is the source of this 540-nucleotide messenger RNA. RefSeq lists its product as uncharacterized. The transcript has a single exon. Gene Ontology annotation, molecular function: nucleotide binding; DNA-directed DNA polymerase activity; DNA binding. The annotation marks the transcript as partial. NCBI's taxonomy places the organism in Eukaryota, Metazoa, Arthropoda, Insecta, Hymenoptera, Formicidae. Gene Ontology annotation, biological process: DNA replication. The record is from RefSeq and is a predicted model, not a curated record.